Molecule: messenger RNA, 6201 nt
Organism: Procambarus clarkii (red swamp crayfish)
Lineage: Eukaryota; Metazoa; Arthropoda; Malacostraca; Decapoda; Cambaridae
Source: RefSeq, a predicted model, not a curated record
GAGAAAACGGUUGAUGUCGUGAGGUGGAUGGAGGUCCCCGCGUUCCUUCAAGUGUCAGUCAGUCAGUGAGUCGACAGCUUCAGUGGUCAGGGCGUCAGAGAUAAACAUUCCAUCCAACACUCCUGUAUUCGUUUCGUGAGCGAGCCGCUUCACGUGAACUAGUUCGUAACUAGUCGAAAAGUAGAGUGAUAUUUAUCCAUAUCAUCGACAGAUUUCGUGAGUGAAAGGUUAAAAUACUUCUUAAAAGUGACAGGAAAAGCGGAUAUAAGUUUGAACUUUUUUCGUAUUGUUGUACAGAUUUGUAAUGACUAUGAAGUGGAUUUUAGGGAAGCGUAGCUAUAAUUCUCUACACAUGGAGAUUUUAAAAGCCAAAAGAAUGGUGGUUCUGUGUGUAACAUAAUCUGUGAGACAGCCCCAGUCUUGAAGUGCGGAAAGUUAGCCCUAUUAGAAGUCAUUCAGCGAAGCAGACCUUUUUCGCACGUAGUGGUCAAUAUAGACUAAGCAAAGGAAAAUCAGCGGCGAUCAAGCAAGUCGACCCCCAGCCUGUCCACUACUGUCUCAAGUACCUGCGUCAUCAGUGACGGGUGUUGUCCCGUCGCCAGCGAGACGGCGUCACCCUGGUGAAAACUGGUCGCACGUCGCCCCUCUACUGAACGAUUUCAACUCUCUGCAUCUAUAGUGUUUCAUCUUUAUUUUUUAGUUUUUUGACCUAUGAUUCCCUAAUCAUUUUGCCAUUUUCUUUGUAUCUCAGUCUUUCCUUCCUACGCUAGCCCUUACGUACACAAAAUUUUCCUAACGUCCGCCCUUACCUAAACCCCCUCUUCCCGAACCUACCCCUGCCAACUCCAGCCCAUACCCACGUCCGCUCCCUACCCAGGCCAGCACUACCCACACCCGCCCCCUAUCCAGGCCCGCACUACCCACACCCACCAACCAUGGGGUGCAGUGAAAGCAAGGACCUUAAACCUAUUACUGUAGCGGACGCCCAGAGGAAGCUAGAGUCAUCCUUGGAGGGCUUGGCAGUAGUCAGACUCACACACUCGGCCUCCAACUCCAUCUCGUCCUCCGGAAAUGGGUCCUCGCUGUCCUCAGUGCCCCACACCCCUGAGGAUAAGCUUCUGCGUCACCAGGACUCCAAGGCCAGCCUGGUGGAGGACCUGCCUCUCACCCUCGACAGCAUUCCCACCAACGACCUAGGGGAGUCCCUGGACUGCAGAAGAGGCAGAGCGUCGUGGUUGAAGCAGCCCGGAGCGCCUCCCACCUCCGUCACCACCACCUCCGCCAGAAGUGUCGACUCCAGCGAUUCCGGUAUUUAUGACCUGGAUGACGACUACUCCUUCGUCAUCACUGAGAACUCCCCGCCGGAGCUCAUCAAGAGAGUCGAGGCGGACUUCACGCCUGUCGAAAACCUUGACUUGACGGUGACAGGCAAGCAGUGCCCUCGGCUCCUGAGCGGGUACCAGAAGGCCCGUCAGGAGGAACAGUCCAUCCUGGAGUCCCUGCGGGAGGAGGGCUUCAUCACCACUUCCAGACAGAAGGCUGGCAGGGGCGUCGCCUACGAGAUCAUCGAGGCUACCCCACAGACGGAGUCUGCCGGCAGCGGCAAGUUCAAGCCUAAGGACUUCCUGCCGCAGGAGACGAAGCAGCAUCUGGAGUCCCAGAGAAACAAACACAGCCUCCGGGACCUCACCCACGCCGACGUCUCCAUGAAGAUGCACCUGGCUAAUGAGAGGAGACAGGCGGAGCUGGAGUCGGUGAAGGAGCGGAUGGCGUCCCUCUACAAGAAGGAGGACUCGGAGGACAAGCGGCGCCUUGAACUCGAACAGAAGAUGACCAAACAGAACGAUUCGGCGCUCGAGAAAAGGGAGGCGCACUUGAGGGAGCUGCGAGACAAGCUUCAGGCCAAGAACAAGAGGGCCCAACACGUAAAGCUGAAGAAACUUAUCAAUGGUCCUCCGGUUCCGGUCCCUCUCGGACCCACCUCUCGAGCCUUUAAUGGCAAAAACCUAAGUGAUAAUUUCUUUGACUAGUGAUCGCAAUAUUUAAAUGUUGUUGUGGUUGCUGUUUUAUCAGAGAUUCAGUUGAAUUGAACACUGAAGCCCAUUGUGUCUCUCAAAUAAGCCUUGAUAGCGUUAGACGCGUCAGAUGAUGUGUUCACGUGAAUCUACAGAACAGGAAAACUGUGUGCAGAUCAGUUAAUGUCUGCACCAGAUGGAGACGGGUUUCUCACAAACUAUCUGAGAAAAGGGGUGUUGCCUUCGCGUUGAAGGGUUGGCCGCUACAACAUGGAUCCUUACUUGAAAACCCUUCAAGGUGGUAAUCUUAAGAGUGCUGCCGUCAUUCUAUGAUAAAGAAGGCAUUAAUGGCUGAUGUUGUUGUAUAAAGGCAUAGAAUAUCUCUCCUUUGGUUCCAUACCACACAACUGAGGUGUCACAGCAAAUAUUCGGGCAAUGAACAAAUAACUCCCUUCCCCAAUGUAUACUGCAUACAUUCACUUUAAAACCGAUGUGUCCUUAUGUUAAAAUAUUUUAUACAUUACCGUAUUAUAUACUACUGUAUUGUAUAGGAAUGUGAGAGUUUAGAAUAUGACAAAACUAUAAACCGACAUUAUAAUUGUAUAACAAUAUCAAGAUUGUGUAAUAAUUUCAAGGUUGAAUGACAACAUCAAGAUUGAAUAACAGUAUCAUGGUUGCACGUAUCCUGUUAAUAUAAUACAAUUCCACCAAAAUGGGUUAACAUUGUGAGGAAAAUAUACAUAUUAACACUAUUUGUGCACUUAGAAGCAAUUUUGUAUCCCACAGAGAAUGAAUAGACUGACAAGUGUGAUUUGUGAAAUUUAAACAAGAAAAUCUGAUACAUAUAAGAAUAGUGUGGACGUCUUUACAUGUUUCAAGUAAAAACGAUACAGAACCAAUAUAUUUUUAUGGGUAGAACAUUAAGACAAUUAAUAUUCAUAUCCGUUCUACUGACAACAUGAACUACACAAUUUGUAAUAAUUUUUCCAUACACUUACCUGAGUAAUAAAAAAAAUAAACUGGGUCUAUCUAUAGCUACAAGGUCAUUUAAAUGGCCCAAUCAACUACUAUAAGGUCAGUUAAAUGGCCCAACCAACUACUAUAAGGUCAGUUAAAUGGCCCAACCCAUUACUAUAAGGUCAGUUAACUGGUCCAAUCCAUUACUAUAUGGUCAGUUAACUGGUCCAACCCAUUACUAUAAGGUCAGUUAACUGGUCCAACCCAUUACUAUAUGGUCAGUUAACUGGUCCAACCCAUUACUAUAUGGUCAGUUAACUGGUCCAACCUACUACUAUAUGGUCAGUUAACAAGGUCGAUCAACUAGACCUGCUGACUGCUGCAAGGUCGAAUAUAAUUACCGUGAUUUGAAUAUGGAUUAAAGUUAUUUACAGUAAUCUGUUAGGUGAAAUGUUGUGCUAAUUGUGUUGAUCAAGGCAUUGCUUAGCAGCAGGAGCUGUGAACACUGUAAUAUGUGUGUGUCCCUGUAUCCGUAUCCUCCGUCUUGUCCCAGCUACGAUAAAUGUAUCAUCCUCCGUUCAUCCAUAUAUUAGUUAAUUAUUAUCUAUAAGGGAAUUUAUGUUAAAAUUAUACUUAUCUCUUGUUGCAAUCAGUAUUCUAAGUGUCUUUAUUCAUGUAUAUAGAAAAGAGGACUUGAGGACUUGAUGAACACGUCCAACGGGAAAGUAAUUAGUAAGGAUACCAGUUAACGAUUCUUCAGAGUAAGAGCGACGAGCAAGUAUAAUAAACUGGUUAGAGUAGAUAGAAAAAGGAUUAAAAAAGUGUAUAACAGGGCCAUAAAAGCGCAAAGCCGAAGCAUAUCAGAUGAAACUUUAAAAUACGUGGCUGUACCUUAAACACUGUGAAGACUACUUGAUAAACAUCCCUCACAUUUUCAGUACUUCUAAACAAACUAUUGGAGAUCUUGACUGUAUGUACUCAACUUUUACUUUAAAUGACGUACAUGUAUGGUAUUUAUAUAACAUUUGCCGCAUCGCUAACGUACUUCAUGGCUGCCUUGAGAGCCGAUGUCACAAGAGGAAUAUUUAUAUAUAUAUGGAAACAUUUUUACUAGCUACAACAGUGCUGAUCAAACUAGGUGUUUUCUAAAGUGUCACGGAGAGCCAAACACAGAGGAGAAUACAAACUGCUUUUUAUAACGUGGCAGGAUGUUAAUGACUGAUGAUGCACAUAUGUAGAUACAAUAUAUAUUUAUAUAUAAAAAUACGCUGUGAAUGGUACAAAUUUGCAUAGUAGUUUCUAUAUUCCUUGUAUCAUAUACUUUCUUCCCUUAUUAUUUGUAAAUUAAGAAGGUAUAUGGAUUGACAUUAAAAUCUUAGCAUAUAAGGCAUCUGAAUCGGGUGUGUCUUAAAAAAAAAAAAAGUGCCUGCUAGCACGAUAUUGUUCGGUGUAUUUUGGUGAAGGAUCACCCUACGCAUUGUAAUCUGUCUUGGUGAGUCAUCUGCUUGACUUAAUUUAUUUUGCGUUUUGGUGAACAGUUCUGUGUAAAUGACGGUAGUUACUGCCUUUGUGAGUUUGUUCAUUGCAGUCACUACCUAGAUAAGGUAAUCUGAUUAAUACACUGUAAUCUGUCUUUGCGAGGUGGCCUCUUUAAUUCAUUUUUCUGACUUGGGAAAGUGGUUUCAAUGCAGGCUGUAUCUUGGUGAAUUAAUCUGAAGGAUUCGGUGCAGGCUACCUAAUUGAGUUGGACUGAUUAAUCUAUUUAGGUCUGUGCCUAGGUGAAGCAGGUUUAAUCGUUACAGCAUGUCUGAGUGCAGGCGAUGAGACACAAUAACAUGGCUGAAGUAUGUUGACCAGACCACACACUAGAAGGUGAAGGGACGACGACGUUUGGGUCCGUCCUGGACCAUUCUCAAGUCGAUUGUCAAGGUUGACUUACUCCUUGUGGUGUUUUAUAGCAAGGUGUACUGAUUAUACCUUGGUGAGGUGGCCUGAAUGAUACUUUGGGCUCUUGGCCUUCAUGAGAUGGUUUGACGGGUCUGCUUUUCUAUGUAUAAUUUAUUUGUUUUCUACUGAUUGACAUCGGAUUGUUUAGUGGAGUCGAGGGCGUCAACAUAAACAGGGAUGAAGACACAGCAAAUUUAAAGGCAGUGUGGUACAUACCUGCUUGUAUUUGCUGCCGUGUCUGGGCCCCACGAAUCUGUCCCGGGGGGUAUUCAUGCCUCCGCGUACAUGUGGGCCUGUCUAUCCCCACGCACCUGUUCUGGGAGGUAUCCAUCCAUGUCGUCGCGUACCCAUAUCUACUCUGUUCCUCCAGCAAAUCAAACCAAACUGCUACUGGAAAGAAAUAUUUGUGAUACUAUGAAUGGGAAUUAUGAAAGCUCUACUUGAUUGUAUAUAUUAAUUGUGAUUUUAUAUUUUAUAAUUUUAUAUAUUAAUUAUGAUUUUAUAUAUUAAUUAUGAUUUUAUAUAUUAAUAUUUUCAUUAUUAUACACAAUGUAAUCACAGGAAACGUAAUGUGUCUGUUAUUAAAUAUUGAAGCUAUGUACUGGGAUCGGACUUGCGCCACAGCAGAUGAAACACGAUGAAGUAUCUCAGCCAGAAGUACUAUCAGACAUAAAUAGCGUUUGGAAGGCUCUACCCAGUACCACAGUCCACGUUCUCCGAGAUAUCCGCCCCACAUUCGGGUACCAGUCCACACUCAGGUAUCCGCUCUCACUCCGAUAUCAGUAGAGAGUGUGGGAAGUUCAGGAAUGUGAGAUCGAUCCCAUUGUAUAGCCUCCAUACUUUAUCAUUAUCAUAAUAAUUAUUAUUAUUUGUAUUUGUUUUUUUAUUUGUGUUGGACUGUACAUGUACAGGGGAAGGAUGGUCUGUGAACGCCAGCAGGCUGUGAACGCCUGCAGGCUGUGAACGCCUGCAGGCUGUGAACGCCAGAUGCUGCGAUUUCACUUUCUCAUUUAGGGAGGAAAAACAAGAAAAAACUGAAAACAGGGACGAAGACUAUUUUCGCCUGAUGAUCUUUUACGAUUUCUGUUCCAGCCUGAGUAUCAUUUAACUACUCAUGAGUUCAUGUCGAGUACCAUUGCUUUAAUCAUGUAUCAUAAUACCCGAUAUAUUUACUAGAGAACAAUUCCAACGUCUGCAUAUUUUGACAUGAGCAUAUAGUGACAUGUGCAUAAUUAUCUACUGUAAUGUAUCUCUCUUUGGGAAAAAUAAAAUGACACCAUGU